Molecule: messenger RNA, 1209 nt
Organism: Cyanistes caeruleus (blue tit)
Lineage: Eukaryota; Metazoa; Chordata; Aves; Passeriformes; Paridae
Source: RefSeq, a predicted model, not a curated record
AUGGCUGAACCCCCUCACCUGUCUCCGGACGCUCUGGCACUCCCGACCCCGCUCCCACAGGAGCAGCUUCACCUCCCAACAUGUCACUUCUUUCUGAAAUGUCAAGUUUGUUUCCUUUUAGCCCGCAAAUUCACAGACAAGCACGAAUGGAUAUCUGUGGAAAAUGGCAUUGGAACAGUAGGAAUCAGCAAUUUUGCGCAGGAAGCAUUAGGAGACGUUGUUUACUGUAGUCUUCCAGAAGUUGGGACAAAAUUGAGUAAACACGAUGAGUUUGGGGCUUUGGAAAGUGUGAAAGCUGCUAGUGAACUCUACUCCCCUCUCUCAGGAGAAGUGACUGAGAUUAAUGGUGCCCUUGCAGAUAAUCCAGGGCUUGUCAAUAAAUCCUGUUAUCAAGAUGGUUGGCUUAUCAAGAUGACUGUGGCAAACCCUGCUGAACUUGAUGAACUGAUGACUGAAGAUGCCUAUGAGAAAUACAUAAAAUCCAUUGAGGACUGAGCUGGAAUAAUGAAAUAAAUUCAUAUAAAAUAUCUCAGUGUAGUUUGUCAUCAAUUAAGGAAAUACUGAAUAUCCAGUUUUGGCAACUUGAAAAAUACCACUUAAGAUUACAUAUACAAGACUAUAAAUAAUUGCAGUGACAAAUGUGUUUCACAUCUGUGUGCCUGUGAGGGUUUUUUAUUCUGUUGUCCGAUUCAUGUAACUGCAGAUGUUAUAUAUAAUAUUUUGGGAAACAAAAUUCACUUGCUAAAAUAUACAUUUCCAUAGAUUCAUUUGACUUCAAAUUCAGUAAUAACAUCCUUGAUAUGGCGAUUUUGUUGUAGGCACAUAACUGUUCUCAUAACCUGGACUAGUUUUCCUGAAAUACUUUUCUAUUGCUCCCAAAUAAUUGAAAAGCAGUGUCUUCCUAACCUACUCAUGUUCUUUCUUAGGGUUGCAAAGAUGAUACCAAAAAAAGGAGAAGCCAUAUCAACUACCUCUCUGUGUGAUUUUUAUUUCUUUACAGAACUUACUAAUCCUUUGAUUUCCUUCCCUUUUUUUAAAUUGUGUAAUCAAAGAGUCCUGCCUGUGAGGCAGGAGGGAUGGGGGUCCUGCCUUCCCCUUUCUGUGCUUUCUUAGUGUGCAAAGCUCCUGCAGUGAUUAUUUUUCAAGGUUCUACAGUGGAUUAUUUAGCCUGUAUUUUUGUCUAAUAAAUGCUACCUAAGUCACAAGUAA